AAGCGCGUUACAGGGCCUUAAUGACGCGACAGGUAAUAUAGGUCACAUGAAAAUAUCGUACUGUGAUUAUUUAAUGUUUUUGUACAAUAUAUUUAUUCAGGUUACACCAAGUAUUUUAUACCUUUUAUUAAAACAUUGAUAUUGAUUUGGUUUGAGGAUAUAUUUUGUUUGAUGUCUUAAAAAACGUACCGUUGUUCCUAUUUUUAAAGUGAAUUUGUAUAUUGAUUUGCGAUAUUACGUCAACUAGCCACAAAACAAGGUAACAACACAAUAUGGAAGACCCUGAAUUGGAUAUACAAGUGCAAGAAAUUCGAGGCGAUGAUGGAUCUUAUAAAUAUUCGUUUUCUUAUGAAAGAGCGACAUUAUACGAGUUCAAAUAUGAGCGCAAGCCCCAGCCGGACCCCGUGGACCCAUGCUAUCGGUGUUACCGUAGGAUCUGGGAUAAAGAACAGAUGAUUAAUGUAGGUGUUCUGUAUCACAAAGCGUGUUUUAGAUGUAGAAUUUGUGGGCUACCAUUAACAAUGCAGACGUUCUAUAGAAAUGAUGCUAAUGGUUCCCAGGACCGGGAAGUUUACUGUAAAACCCAUGUUGGAAAACAGCUCAGUCAGAUUCAACAAGAACGAGCUGUGAUCAAAGGAAUAGAAGAUUCAUACAGACAAACGCCAACUGGACGCCCGAAGCCUGCAUUACAAGCUUCACCAAACUUUAGUCCGAAACCAAGUCCACGGGGAAGCCCAAAAGGGAGUCCAGCCCAGUCAGGCCAGGAUCACAACCCACCACACCUUCAUGAUACCAGUAUGGGUUCGAGCAUUUUUAGCGUCACACCCAGGAGUCUGAACGGGAGUACGUGGCUCACUCAGACACCCAACACAAUGGAGUACACACUUAUGACAGGGGGAGCAUACAGUAGACCACGCCCUACAUUAAAAACAUACGAGGAUUUUGAGAUGAAUGGUGUGUUUGACGCUCAAUGGACACUUGAGGACCGUCAUCAUGAGGAAGAAGAACGUCUACAGCGUUUUCUGUCUGAAGAACGCGAGAAAGAAAUGAACAGAUUGGAUAAAAACAUUGAAACAGAAAAGGAACAUGCAGCGGCUGAACUUUUAGCAAAUAUUGAACAAAUGGGUUUACAACAAAAUCCACGAAAUCUCGUCUCAGAACGAGAGCGAAUUGAAGAUCACUUCCGGCGGAUGCGAGAUGAUCGCCUGCGAGGUGUAGUAGAUAAAGUUGCAGCAGAAGAAAAAGCACGUUCGGCAAGAAUGUUAGACCGACAAUGCCAGGAAAUGCUAUUAUUAAUUGCUGAAAAGGAUAGAGAGCUGGAUGGACAUGCAUUGUACGAUCACUCGAUGCGACCAGCUGUGUUACCCCCGGAAACUAGAAAAGCCAAGUUGUACAAGACUCCAACCAUAUUUGAACAGAUUGAUAAACAGGCUAUUGAACUUUCCAACAGAGACUAUAAUACCUACACUGAUCUAGUGAGGGAUCUGACCCGUGGAUGUUCCACUGAACUCGAGAAAGUCAGAGCAUUGUUUCGUUGGAUCAUUUCAAAAGAUUUGAGCAAGAACAACACAAAAGAUAUUGUUCGUCCAAACUCGUCAUAUAAACUUCUAAAAGGUGUGAAAAGUGGCAAAGAGACGUACCAUCAACUCUUUAAACGUCUUUGCAGGUGUGCUACUGUUUUAUGUUCUAAUUCAAUAUAUUUGGGAAUUUUCCCUUUUAACUAUAAUUUCCUGACAGAUCCGGAAGAUUAUAUCUAUCAACAUUAUCCAGACGACGCAAGUUGGCAGCUAUUGGAUAUCCCACUUCCUUUCUCGGAGUUUAUUAACUUACCUGUAGUGAAGUCACCAUUUUUCAACUACGGUUUAAGAUUUUAUUCAAACUAUGGUGCGACGCUUACAACAGACUCAGGAAUGGUUGAAGUAAGAAUUAUUGCACCAAAAAUUCUUGGAUUUGGUUCCCUGCUUGAAUGUGCUGAUAAGGCAAGCAGUACAUCAAAUUUAGAUGGUAGAACUUUACUUAGGUAUGUAAAAAAUGAGGUAAUAUUUACUGUAAAUGUACCUCGACCAGGAUUUUACUACUUCUCCAUCUACACUGGUGAUUAUUGGCAGUCAGACUGUUUGGAAAGCGCAUGCUCUUUCAUGGUAAAUUGUACCCAGAACAUGGGCGUUGCUGCUCCUUCAUAUCCUCCUGUCCCAUUUUUCGGCCCAACACCAGUCAUGGAGAAUCUUGGAAUUAUCGCAGAGAAUCAACUUGAUCCAUUAAUUGUCUCAAAUAGUGAUUAUUUAGAGAUCAUAUUCAAAAUGGGUAAAGACGUGAAAGUAACUCACACAUUUCAGUACUAUGACUCCCAGGAGGGUGCUGUAAAUGACAUAGAUAGGUAUGUGUUCUUAAAGUCAAGAAAUGAGCUUGGAGCUACUUAUAUGAUCCGCUGUCCUAAAGAAGGGUUUUAUAUAUUUUCUCUUUACGCGACACAUACUGAGAUGUCAUCAACAGAUCAGUCUUUAGACUGUGCCUACAGGUAUCUAAUAAUAUGCCAGGAACCAAACCCUUCUGUGAUGGUUUUCCCAAAGACAUAUCACCGUUGGCAAAGGUGUACACUUCACGAACCUGUGUCUGGAGAUUUGAUGACAAAUAAACGAUACACAUUCAGACUUGACAUCCCUCAGGCUUCAGAAGUGUUUGUGGUCGUUGGUGAUAUAUGGUAUCAUCUUAAACGUAAGUUGGGAUUUACAUGGGAAGGAAAUAUUCCAACAGGAAAUGUAGCUAUAGUUCUAAAGGUCAUAGCGCGUUUUGUCCACGGAAAGGAAAGUUCAAUAUUUGCCCAUUUGUUGGACUAUGAGCUUGUUGAAGAUGCAGAAACUGAAAUUUGAUUAUAGACAGGAUAAUGCAGGGAAAGAUUUAUGCUCAGUAGUUGAAGUAAAGAUUUACUUUGAUAACAAGGAACUAUUUAAGAAGAACUUGAAGAACUUCUUCUUGAAAUAUAAACUAUGUGUUCCUUGCAUCAUUUAACAAAUAGCGUCUUUACUUACAAAUUUAAUCUGCUUAGAUAUAUGCUUUAAUGUGAUUAAACAAUUUUUGAAGGUAUCAGAUAAGUGACAGCAUUCAUACUUUGUAACUGUAGCGCUUAAUUUCAUUGUCUUAAAACAGCAUUUUUUUCUCAACCCUAUUUGUUUUGGUUUACUAAUUUCCAUAUCUGUAGUUUUUUCAUAUACAUCUUACUUUUGAAUAUGAAUUAAAAAAAAAACAACCAAAGAAACAACAAUGAUAAAUGAAAUGAUCAUUGCUUACUAUGUCCUUAUUAAUUGCUGUAAUAAAAGAUAUGAUUACACUGUUUUUUUAAAAGAAUACAGUGUUUAAUUAUUAGCGACUUAUAGAUAGAAAAUUGUGAAACUACUUCAUGUUUUGAGAACCAGGACAUAAAAGUAAAAAACUGCAACUUAAAUCAAGUUCAUUUUAUGGACGUUUUAUUUCAUUUUAUUAAUGUUAAAAACUAUACAAUUAUUUUUAAACGUUUGACUUCUCUUUAGUGACAUUUUAAUAGAACAUUGAAGAAAUAUAAAAAAUGUCUUAAAUAAGUCUUAACUUGUUAUAUAUAUUUUAUAAGUUUUUUACUUGGAAUAUUCUUGUUAGUUAUAAGAUUAUUCCAAUUUAAAACAAACAAUAUAAUCAGCAGUUAAGAGCGAACUUUAUGAAAGGCAAUAAGCUGUCUCAAGUUGUUACAUUUCUUUUUAAAUAUUCCCUAGAAAGUGUCUUAUUAUGUCAAAUAUGUCUUGACAUCAUAUUAUGUUCACUAGUCAUAACACUGUCUUAUGUGAAACAGUAGUUUUAUCUCGACAAAAUGUGGUGCUGAUUUGUCUAAACUUUGUCUUAUUAUUCUUAUUACUAUGUUAACAAUGAUUGUUUAAACUCUUUAAGAAUUAAAGUCAAAAGCAUUUAGACAGACAAGUUGAUAUUAGGAAGUUUUACUUUGUGUUAAGAUACUGUCUUUUUAUAGAACUGCUGGGUUAUUUUGUCAAUAUCGGUGUACGUAUAAUUGCCUAAAUAUUAUAAAUACAUUUAUUUGGUAAUCUUGUUGAAAUGUGUUGUUGACUGGUCUAAACCAUGUCUUAUUAUGUUAAAAAUUCAUGCUAUUUUGUCAAAAUGCAGUUUUAACUUGUCAAAAUUCAGUCUCUCUAUGUCAAGUGACCGUAGUAUCUUAUGGAAAUGUCGUAUUGACUUAUUAUGUGAAACAGUAAUGUUAUGUUGUCGAACCCCCGUGUUUGAGACCUCAAACGGUGAAAAAAUGGCCUAUUUAGGCCCCAAACACUGUUUUUCAUUGGAGAAAUGUUGUUAAAGAAAGUGAUCACUUUUUCGGCAUCCCCCCCCCCCCCCCCAUCAAAAUGAUACAUCAGGGGGUUGCCUUCUGUUUGGGGGGUUUGAAGGGGGGCGGCAGUCCCUUUCAUCGCCAAGAAAAUUUUGAACCUGUGACAGGCUAAAAAUGGCCUCAGGUCGAUCUUAAGGUAACAUGUAACCAACGCUGAAAAGCCUUUUACUCUAUCUCAAUGCAUUGAGAAGUAGCAGCACUUUGAAAUCAGUUUUGAUUGGAAAAAAAACAAUGCAAAAUAGUGAUUUUUCGCAAUUUUGAGAUGUCCCCCCGUUGCCAUGGUAACAGGAAAUUUAAGAUUACAGAGGUUUAUGGUUCAGUCAACAUUUGUGCCAAGUUGUAUUAGUAUUGAAGCAUUUUUCAUAGUUUUAUAGCAGUUUGAACUUGUAACAGGAGGCUUUUCAAUGAAAACGGCCAGUUUUCACAAUAUGCUCAUGUGGUAAAAGGUUAAAGCGCUGUCUGAUUUUGUUAAACUCUAGAGUUAAGUUAUGCAGUGUUAACUGGUUAUAAUCAUGUUUUAAAUUUUUUUAACUUUCGUGUUAUUUUGUCAAAACAGGGUUCUGACUUGUCAAACAUAUAAUUGUGGUAUCAUGUCAAAACGUACUGUUAACUUGUCUGAAUAUUAUAAUCAUUGUCUUGUAAAAAUACGGCGUUGACUUUUCUUCACGCUCUUAUUUUGUCAAACAUUCCUUCAAACAGUCCUGUAUUUAUAAUAUUGUCUUGAGUUGCUGUGAUAUACCUUAUGGUGCAACUAUAUGCAUAAAUUGUAAAUGGCGAAGAAAUAUGGACAUGAUUUUGUCCAUUAAGGCUGGCAAACCAUGCCUGGUUACCGGUUACAUUGUACUAAAUUUGGUCAGAAUCACAUUUGGACAAGGUAACACGAUAUGGUAUAAGACAGUGUUUGAAUAAGUUGAACAUGAUGAUUUUACAUUAUUUGGUGGUACAAUUAAUACGCAGUUUAAUUUAGUUAUUUUAUAAUACAUGCAUACAGAGUAGUGGCGACAUAAUGGGAUCACUUCUCCAUCAUCUGCCUGUCCAUCUAUUUGUCUGUUCAAACAUAGUUACGAAUUGGUACUUAUAUGUGACUUUUCUUUUGAUCGUUUUAGUCAUUUUUAGCCACAUAAGUUAAUUAUGGAAUGAAUAGGAUCAAAGAAAGUGUUACGUUACCUAUUGUUCUCCUAGUCAUACAAGUACCUCUGGGAACUGUACGUCUGUUCGUCCGUCACAAAAUUUGUCCAGACUACUCAAAAACUACUGGUGCAAUUUCAUCCAAACUUUACUGGAAUGAUCAGUACUAAGUCUAGUUGUGCAUAUCAUUGGCAUUUUCGGUCCAAUGAUUUUUGUCUUGAGUUAUUAUUUUGAAAAGUUUACUCCUCUUGUACCACUUAUGCAAUUUCAAUGAAACUUGGCGGGAUUGAUCUGUAGCUCAAGUACUUGAACAUAUUACACAGGUUUUCAGUUUGAAUAUUUUUUUGCCAAGUUAUGGCCCUUGAAUAAAAAAGGGUUAAAUUGGGUUUUUUUUGUGUUGCCAGCAACACGAAGCUUGUCUGGACUACUCCUCAGAAGCUACUUGUGCAAUUUCAUCCAAACUUUACAGGAAUGAUCAAUACCAGGUCUUGUUGUACAUAUCUUCGCCAUUUUUUGGUUCAAUGAUUUUUGUCUGAGUUGUAGCCCUUUAAUGAUAUUCAUAUGCCCAUUUGAAAAACUGGUUGUAUCAUAGACUAAGUUUCGCCCCUGGCAGGCGGGUGGGUGGGGUCCAAUUUUGUCCAGAGCAUAUCUCUUACACACAUGGAGGAUUUCUAAUGAAACUUCAUAGAAAUGUUCACCAUUAUGAGAAGCUGUGACGCUCACAUAAACUAGGCUCUAGGUCAAAGGGCAAGGUCACACAUGUCAUUGGAAAACGCUUGUCCGGAGCAAAACUUCUACAUGCAUAGAGGGAUUUCAAUAUAAAUUGGCACAAAUGUUCACCAUUAUAAGGCAGAGUUUUAUGUGCAAAAUUUAGGUCCCUGCAGCCAAGGUUCAGAUAAAAAUAUGAAAAUGUGUAUUUGGACCAUUUAAUCAUCAUUUUUUGAAGGAUUGAAACAUAAAAUAAUGGUCAUUAUCAUGACUACAGGUAAGAAACAUGUAAUUUAUGAUAAUAUAUUCAUUUUUACAUUCAUCGGGGGCUUUUAGUGUAACUUAGCACAAAUGUUCACCAUUGAAAAGCUAAGUAUUGUGCGCAUAAUCCAGGUCCCUGCUACCAAAGUCAAGGUCACAUAGAGAGGUCAAAGUUAAGAUAAAACAGAAGACACAGGGACUAUUUAGUUGUCAUUUAUGGAUGGAUUGUAACACAAAUGAUAACUAUCAUGACUACAUUUGUUAUUUUUGAAAUUUGUCCAGUCUUCUGCUCUUAUACCACUAAUGCAAUGAUACUUUACAGGUUUGAUUGAUAGCUUAAGUUCUUGUGCAUUUUUCAUGGAUUUCCCGGUUGUAUGAGAUUUAGCUGAGUUGUUACCCUUGAAUAAAAAGCGCAUUAUGACCAUGUUAAUGAUUUUUUUGUCUCGUGCUUCACAGUAACUGCAACAUGCAAUUGGCCAUCAUGAGGCGAAACAUGAUCACUGAUCGCUCUUGUGUCUUUAACUACAUUUGUAGCCUAUUAUCUUGACAUUGUUUCAUUUUAAUUUAUUUGAUGUUUUGAUGUUUUGCACACUUUAAAUGGUUAAGCAGAAUUGAAUGUAUUUGAAUUUUGUAAGUUUAAGUCUUUAAUAUAGUAUUUUUCAUACUAUUUUAAAUUUUAGUAAUUAGCUAUAUGAUAUUUAUUAAAACAAAAUAAAUUUGAAAAAUGCCUUUACAAUCACACCCUGAAGUGUCAUCAACAUUAAACCAUGAGCACUUCAUGCUCAAAAAUUGUUAUCAUUUCAAUUAUAAUAAUCACCACUAUAUUAUCAUCAACGUCAUCAUGAAAAAUCAUCUUAACAUGCAUUAAUAAAUAUCAUUAUAAAAAGACCCAUACUGUAUCAUCAUCGUGAUCAAACCAUUAUAACCUCUAUCAUCAUUAAGAUUAUCAUCUACAUUAUCAUUAGUACUUAAUUCCAUCAUCAAAAUAAUUCUUGAACAAAAUUUUCAUCAUCAAAAUCAUAUUUAUCAUACUCGUAACUUCCAUCAUCAUUGUCACCGUUGAAUUACAUGAAGCCCUACGUAAUAUUGUACUGAAUUUAAUGCAAAGAAUGGGGACCAUAUUUUUUGUUGGAUUAACUUCACUUAAUAUAUUUUUUUAGUAUCACAUUGUAAAACAUCAGAAAAACAAUUGUUUAAAAAAUGAGGCACUUAUUGUGAAUAUGUGUUGAGUAUUUAAAAUUGAUGAUAGUGAUGAUGUUCAGUUGAUGAUGAUGUUGUACUGAUGAUAAUGAUAGUUACUUUGAUGAUGUACUGUUGUUGUUGUUGUUGAUGAUGAUGAUGUUAAUGAUGAUGAUGAAAAUGAUAAUGAUGAUACAUUGAUGUAUUACGAUUAUGGUGAUAAUAAUAAUACUAUUGAUGAUAAUAAUAAUUAUGUACAUGUGAUGAAAAUGCUAUAGCUGUAUUGAUGCUGCUGCUUAAAUACACAAUUAUGUACUGAUAAUGAAGAUAAAACAAGUGCAGCAACAUCAGAUAAUGGCGUUCCAUAGUAGCUUAACAUUUUUUUGUGGCUUUGAUGUGUGAUUCUGCCUUUCACACUUAACAAUGCUACAUGUUUUGUCAAUUUAUCUGUGCGAAAAAAAAAAUCAGAUUUUUCAAUUAAGUAGGACUUUGCUGAUAUCUAACAUGCUUCUUCAUUAAAGAGUAUCAUAAUAUAACUGUA
Molecule: messenger RNA, 8180 nt
Organism: Ruditapes philippinarum (Manila clam)
Lineage: Eukaryota; Metazoa; Mollusca; Bivalvia; Venerida; Veneridae
Product: hillarin-like
Exons: 7
Coding region: 273-2870 (865 amino acids)
Source: RefSeq, a predicted model, not a curated record